Messenger RNA from Paramuricea clavata, 13340 nucleotides. Lineage: Eukaryota; Metazoa; Cnidaria; Anthozoa; Malacalcyonacea; Plexauridae. The record is from the annotation of a GenBank genome assembly.
AUGAUAUACAAACUGACUUCACCAUUGGAAAACCCGCCCGAAUUCCCGACAAACACAAAUAAUUUGAUCGAAGCAGUAGCAGCUCCCGUACUGAAUCAACCGUCUGAUGUAGUUGUUGUAACUAGUUUGAUUGAAGGCAUCAAAACCUACAAUAUUAAGAAUCCAUUCACGUUUACAUGGCCAUUUUUAUGGCUAGGCAAUGCUUUGCGAAAUAAAAAGCUAGAAGCCCAAUACCUUGCACCUGGAAACGUGCCAAAUUUGACUACCUACGAUGGAUACGCGGCGUUCUUGGAUGAAUAUAGAGAGAAACAAAGAGUAAGAUCACUUUUUCAACAUACUAUGUAGUUGUUUUGUUUUUGUGACCGUUUUGUCGAGAAUAUCAGUUGGUGUAUAUUGUAUUUUUUGUUUUCUAUAGAAACGAAUUAUAUUUAUCACCAUGAGAAUUCCUAGAAGGAACUUAUACCAUACAUCCAAAUUUGACUUUCGUUUCUUCAUCUUAAUUUCAGGAAAAACUGUUUGGUAUCUUCCCGAUGAAGAAUUUUAUGCAUUAUCCGCUGGUGGAGGACCCAUCUUUUGAAGACAUCACCUGGUCAAACAGAUGGCAGAGUGACGAGGUGUUCACGCAGCAAAGAUUGGCAGGAUUAAACCCGAUGUCUCUGAGAAUCCUGUCCAUGGAUGGUAUAUUUAACAAAUGUAAAACUUUUCCGUGUUGAUAUACAGUUAUAUCAACACGAGUGGAAAUUGGGAAAACGAGAAAUUGUGUGGAAACACGACGCCCGGAGGGCGGAGUGUUUUUCCAAUUUCCACGAGUGUUGAUAUAACUAUAUAUCUAUACGGAAAAAUGUUUAUAUUUUUUUAUAAUAUAGCACAAAGAAAUAUAAAGAAAGAAAUUUUCCGUGUUGACAUUGGCCAAUCAGUGUUCAGAAUUUACAAAUGCUAUAUUAUAAUGAAUAUUCAAUAUGAAAUAUUCCAAUGUUCAAAAUGUUGUCUCGGGGAUUUUACCUCACCAGUAUAGAUGUGUAUUACACAUUCAUAGUUUACAUUUAUGCAAAUAUAUGUCACCAUCGUAUGCCCUAGACGAACCAAAAAUUAAACAUGCAAUGUUACAUAAAAAAUUGAAAAUUACGAUACUCCGUUUGAAUACUCCGUUUGAAUACCUGACUUGCUGAACGGUUUUGAUGUUUCUCCAUUUGUGGUCUUGGAAACAUUGUUGCAGAGACAAAAUCUUCUUCCUACUAGCAAAAAUGUCCCUAAACAAAUCUGAAAACAUAUUUUGAUUCCAAGUUUGAUUUUCGCCGGUGAAAGAAUUCUCUUAUUUUCCAAUGUGGAUAAACAUGGACAUAGUCGGUCUCCACAGCAAUAUUUGCCUAAACUCUAAAGCCCAUUUUUCACUAUUCGAAUUUGUUCACGCGAACGGUAAAAAGUAGGAACUGAUCCAACUUUUCAGCGGCAGAUUUUUUCGCUGACCAAUCACAUUGCCAAGAUUUGUUUUUCGCUUCGCGUGAACAAAUUUUCCUAGUGGAAAAUGGCUUUAACUGCAGGGAUUUGGCAUUCUUUUUUCAUUUCGUGGAAUUCGUUUUUAAUUUUAGAUUCGAUUGUGAACGAUUACUUUAACUGGGCUUUUAACUGGGACGAAGCAAUGAGAGAAGUUUCGGGCAGUUCCUUUAUUGAGGUGAGAUGAAAAACUAGAGAGACAACGUCUUUGUGUUGGGUUCGCCAUGAUUGAACGCUCUGUGUUAUAUCUAUGCAUGUUUUGUCUAGUGUAUGCUUUCUUUCAUACCUUGAGUGUAUUUUGACAUCUCACUAUAAACAUCCUAUGGCGAUGCUGCAGUACGUGUAUCACUUGGAACUGAAGACAGAUUUAUUUGCAAACGUUGCAGAUGUCUAAUUGUAACGAUUUUUUCUUCCUCCUGAACAUUACUAAGUGUCUCUUAAUUAACAAUUGUUCUUGACAUUUUUGACUGCCGUUUUUUACGAGAAUAAUGAAUUAGCAAGGGUUCUGCUCUCAGUUUAGGUUAUGAAAUUACUCACUUUGAAUUAUUCGCCUGUGUCAAAAUACCACAGCGCCUUUACGAAGGGAAAAAUUACACCACUAAUAUAUAUGCGCUUUAUUUUUAGAUGGUUAACAGUGGAAAAGUUUUUGUUCUGGAUUAUCCAUUACUUCAAGGUAUUACCAACAUUGAAGAUAUAGAGGUGAAUGAUCCAAACCACAGACCAAUGAGGAAAACAGUCAGCCCGAUUACCGUGUUUGCCUCAGUACCUAGUGGCAAUGCUUAUACUGGAAAGAGCGAGAAUACUUUAAAACCUGUGGCCAUUCAGAUGGACAUGGAUAAAGGUAUGAUGGAGGCCAUGGAGGGCAUUGUCUUUGUAAUUUAUUUUCUGCCUGAGGCAGGACAGAUGCUCUGCCUUUGCAUGAAAAUGUGUAUUCGUUGGUCCAUCAAUGUCACUAUAAAAGUUAUAAGCAAUAGAGAAUCUUUAUCAUUCUCAACUUUUAUCAAGAUUAUGAUUACAGCAUAGUAGCUGGCUAACUCAAGUUAAUCAACUCUGCUGAUGUAAAACUGUUUGCUAUCUAUCGGCUAGUCUAUACUAUUAACACAUUUUUCUUUCAUUGGCGUGGUUUUCUCUGACAUCAGUGCAGCGAAAUAUAAUCUCAAGUAUUUUCCGUAUUAAUUACAAAUCCCCUCCAGUGUCCAUCGCACUUAUCGACCGCCGUCUGCUAAAUGAUCUAAUCAACAGAACAUUUAAAUCGCAUGUGGUCUUUAUGUCCCAAAGAAUUGUUAUGUCCCAGAGAAUUGUUCUAACUUUGUGCCACAGCAUACUAUUUUCUACAUAUGCAAGGCAAUCGCAACAAUCCAUAUCAUGAGUCGAUCUAGUUAAAUACGGUUGUCGACGAAAAAGGGAAAAACGAAGAUCAUUGCAGAAUUCAUCAAAGGUUUUCUUUGGGAGCCGUUUACUGCUAUACACAAUACUCGCAGAUCUAGUUAUUUCCAUAUCUGGUGAUGUAGAAUCUAAUCCUGGACCUGCAUCGAUUACUAAUAGUCAACAAGCAAGUGGUUUUCUUCAAUCUCGGGGUCUUAAGGUUGCACACCUCAAUAUCAGAAGUAUCUACAAUAAAACAGAUUCAUUAAAGAUUCUACUUAAUGAAAAACAUUUUGAUAUUUUUACGAUCUCUGAAACCUGGCUAAACUCUGAUAUAACUGAUGGUGAAACUCUAUUUCUGGCUAUACGCUUUCCAAAAAUGAUUGGAAUGGAAGAUCUGGUGGGGGUACGUUAGCAUUUGUGAGAGAUGGCAUCCCUUACAAAACACGGACUGACCUUCUGAGUAGCAAUAUCGAAUCCACUGUUAUUGAAAUUAGGCGUCCAAAAAGCAAAAGCCUUUUUAUAUUCACAAUCUACAGGGUGUAUAAAAAAAACUGAACAGAUUUGAAAUUGCUCUUCAUUUCGCAAAACAGCUAUUAGUAUCCAGUUUUGGAUGUAUAUAACUUCUUUCAGUUCUUUGGGUACUUAUAAUGUAGAAUAAUAACAUAAAAUUGUUGAACUCAAAUUUUGUGAACCAGGGGGUGUGUCUUUUCCAACAAUUAAAAAUAGCUUGCGUACAAAAUUAAAAGCUUUAAAAAUAUUUUAAGUUAAUAGAUGGAAAAUAUGUUAGGUUUUUAAUUACUGUAAAAAAUUUCAGACAAUUUGCUUUAGCUUAAGCCCUCUAACUAUUCACGCAAACUUACAUUUUUAAAAAAAAAUUAGUUAUUUGCAUGCUAAUUAAUGCAUUUACCUAAUUUGCAUAUGUCAGCAAUAUGCAAAUUAGGUAAAAGCAUUAAUUAAGCAUGCUGUGGGGAAUCUCCCAGAAACACUGAAUGAUUCGCUUUCUUCAAUACACAUUUUCACGUUAAUAAACACAACUUUACAAACAUAAAUAAAAUGGUUUCCUUCGCCUCAAUAUAAACCUGUAUUGUCAGUCCAACGUGUCAGUAUUUCCGAUUAAUUCCCAAAAUAAUUAAAAUAAAUUAUAUUUAAUAUCAACACCAGUCCCAGUUCUUACACUCUCCCCCCAUUAAAGCGAUGACUAGCCGCUUUAAUGUUGUUCAAUUCGUUUGUUUGAUCCUCUUCCUGUUCGUUCAGUGUGACUCCCACCAUUUUGUCGAUCGCCGCUGUCUUUGCUUUCCCUCAACGUCUUUCUCUAGUAUUUGCAUCACCUGAAUUGUCGACUUUAUCUUUUAUGACAGGCUCGUCCGUAGAUCUUCAUGGCCAACUCCUGUGUGACAUCAGUUGUCUCAUUGAUCUCCGGUUGUUCUGGCCACUGGUCAUGCUUUAGCAGCCAAUCCGGUCCCUUGUACCAUAGAUCCCCGAGCUUGUCUGGCGCUGCUCCCCUUGUGCCCAGAUCGCUUGGGUUGCUGUUAGACGGAACAUAACGCCAAUCUGCAUCUCCAAGCACCUUUAUCUUCUUGACCCGAUUUCUCACGAAAGCUGACCAGAUACCCUUGUUUGCGAGCCAAUAGAGAACCGUCAGGCUACCACCCAAUGGUGUACGGAUCGAAUAGGCUGUAUUUCCAACGCUCUAAGAACAUUACUUUGCAGCUUCGCCAGGGUCAUAGCAGCGAUUAACUCCAAUCUGGGGAUACUUGUAUCCUUCGGCGCGACUCUCGACUUUGCCACAAGCAGCAAUCCAUCGUGUAAAUUGCCGCACAUAAGCUUUCUUGCUCGCAACUGAGAAUCCAUGGAUCUCAAAUUCGCUACCACCUUGUGACACUAUGCUUCGAGGAACAGUGAUGAAACUUUGUCGUCGCAAUCCAUUGAUCCAGCACCACCAUGAUUGUACAAUGUCCGGGGGUAGGAUUUCAUCCCAAUGCAACUUCAGGAAAAAAACAUUACUAAACAUCACCCUCAUGAUUAUCAACACUGGGGAUGACUAUCCAAGGACAUCAAAGACACUGUUGAUUGCUACCACCAUCUUUCGUUUGGUUUUAGGAGACUUAAUGUUAAGAGAAGGUUCGAAUGACACUGUCCUACAGUCGUUUGACUUGUCCCAUGGUAUUCCCAAAAUCUUUGUUCGGUUGGUUUUAGGAUUUCCGACUACAGUUUUGGCAUAGGUUCGUUCCUCCUCCUUCUCAUUACUGUCCGUGUUAACUGAUAGUACGUUACUGUGCCACUUGUGCAGUUGGAACCCAGCACCUGCCAAAAUCGUUGUAGCUUCUUCUCUAAAUUGUACCACAUCCUUUUUGGAAUCACCACCACCUUGUAUAUCAUCAACAUAGGUGUCAUCUGUCAGCAUUUGAACCGUCUCUGGAUAGAUGCUUUGAUACCCUUCCAAAUACUUUUGUAAGGUCGCACCAAGAAUAUAUGGACUCGGUGUUGCUCCAAAGAUAACGCGUGUGAAUCUGUACUCAAGUAUGUUCCGAUUACACAAAUCGUCAAACCAGAGAAUCCAUUGGGCGUCACGAUCACAUUCUUGAACAAUAAUUUGAAGAAAUGCUUUUGCCAUAUCUCCUGUGAUGCAAUAUCUUCGAAAACGGUUGCGGAGAAGGAUAUCGAAUAGAAGAGGCUGGAAAGAAGGUCCGCUUCCAAGCAGUCAUUCAAAGAUGGGGUGGUGGCAUCUGGUUUUGACGAACAAUCAUAAACAAUGCGCAUUUUCGUCGAUUGUGCUUGCUCUCUAAUAACCGGUUGAUGCGGAACAUAGUGCACAAUCUCCCCUGUUGGUUGUACUGGAACUCAGGAACUGGCUCAAUCACACCUUUUCCCAAGUGAUCUUGCAUAACGUCAUCAUAUUCUUUCAAUUUUCCAAUCCGUUCGAGCUUCCGUGUAACACUGUACAGUCUAGCUGUUGACUGAUUCUUGUUCUCUUGCAACGGUACGUGUCCGACUUUCCACGGUAAUCUUGUUUCAUAAAAUCCAUCUUGGUUUUGUAUAAGCCGUUUCUUGAAUUCCUCAUGUUCAAAUGAUGACAUGUCCACAGGGUCAGUCACACCAAGAACAUCACCACUGCAUAACCGCUCAAAUUCCUCUUGCCCAGUAUUAAGAAGGAACUGCUUGUCUGACUGGUUACUUGUUCGAACACCUCCAUACACUGUCCACCCCAACAUUGUAAAUUCUGCUCCUGGAUCCUUUUCUGGUUGGUUACCCAAUAUUGGUGGCUCACUAGACUUGAUGCGUUGGAAAUCAGCAACUCCCAGCAUGAUAUGAGCAGGAAGGGUGUCUCCAGUUGACUUCUCUUCACUAAUGUUUAGUCGACGCAGCCGUGGUUGCUUCCUCUUUACUUGCUCAACGUUUGGAUUUGGUAAAUGGGUCAGGAUGGGUUUCUCUGCGUUGAUGCACUCCAGGUCAACUUUGAAUUCGUUCUCGAUUGUCGAUUUAACAGUUACGUUGUAAACCUCAACGACUUUGGUCAUUGAUCCAUACAUCUGUUCAAUGCAACGUCUCUCCUUCCUGGCUGGCUAUAAUCCUAAUUUGGUAAUAACAUCAGUACAUAUAUACGAACUGCUGGUUCCUGUAUCAAUCAUGAGACGCACUUGUUUGCCUUCGACAUUUGCGAGUAAGGUUGGGUGAAUUACUGAAGUGUUUUGAAGGGUACUACUCACACCUUUUUCCAUUAGGUUGUUGUUCAUACCAUCCAGUGACGAUUUUUCCUGUUGUUGGCAUAUUGAGGAAUGGUGCUUCUGCCCACACUUGUGGCACCCUCGCGCACGACAUGUUGAUGCAGGAUGUCCUGGUAAUGCACAGUUGAAGCAAGCUUUCUUUUGCCUCAGUAUGCCCCGACGAUCAGCCACACUCAAAACCUUUGUACACUUUACAGCAGAAUGCGCAGGGGAAUCACAAUAAAUACAUUUCGGUCGUCUGUAUCCACUUCCCCCAUUACCAAACAAGAGUUUAUCACGAUUGCGCCAAUUAAGUUUGCUCCCGUUCCGAUCAUCCUUGACUUCUUUCUCCUCCACACGCAAUGGGUGUCGAUCAACAUAUUUCUUCAAGUUAUCUACAAGUUGCUUAAGAUCCCAUUCUUCCCAAUCAUCACCCUUUUGUACUAAGACUUCUCGAACUGGUCCUAGCUUGUCCAUAAGAGUAUGAACUGUUGAUUGUGCUGAUGCCAAUUUAUCCAUAGUGGUUAGUGUUCUCACAAUUCUAGAAAAUUUGUUAUAAAAGUCGUGAAUGGACUCCAGCUUGUGGAUGCUUGUAAUGGCAUGGAGGCUUUCUAGAUCUUUUAUCAAUGCUCUGUAAACCAGGGGCGGAUCCAGGAUUUUUCAAAGUUUUCAGAUGCACAAUCUAGUUUUGCGAGCGGUGAAUGCGCGAGGCAACUGGGAGAGGGGGGGGGGGUCUGUCCUCCAGGGUGUCUGUCCCCAGGAAAUUUUUUAUAUUUAAACCUCAGAAACGCCAUUUGCAGCACUCUGAAAGCAGCUUCAACAAAAAAUUAACCUCAUGAAUUGGGAGAUAAUUAUAGCAAUUAUCAGUCUCACUGACUCUCGACACAACUCGCUCCUUAGGGAAAUUUAAAAGAGAAGUACUUGCAGAAAUGUGAUAAGUGUGGAAGAUGUUUCAUUUUAUCAAAUUAUGGAUUGCUAGUAUUAUGUUCAACUAACUCAUGAUGGUACUACACUCAUUUAUGUUGCCUAAUAGCCUUGUUGAGUCAUUGAUCACUUGACUAGUAAUCACUACAGUGUCAUAUUACUCAAAUAAACAUAUAUCAAUAUUAAAGUUUGAACAUUCAUCAAUAAAACCUGACCUUUAGAUCCUAUGUAUGCUGCAUUAAUGCAUUUAUAUCGAUUAUCCUCAAUAUUAAUAGCCUCCUGAGUUCUGACGGUCAUUCAACCGCACAACUAUGCAAUUUUGUUGUGUAAAUCAAAAUUCAUGGCUAAAUCAAGAUACGCGUAUUUACAUAUGCGUGGCGUGCAUCUUGUUCACUUAUAAAUAUUGUUAUGCUGUUUAAAACGAAAUAAAAUUUACAUAUCACAUUAAAUUUACCUUAUUGCACUUCAGAAUAAAGAUCUCGGCGCCAAUACUUCUGCUCAAACAGUCAAACUGUAGUUCGUGCUACUCAUAGCGCCUAGCAACUGCUCACUGAAUCGAACUCUCCGAUAUUUAGCGUCGAUUAUCCUCCCAAAAUCAGCGCAACAGUCUUGUAAGACAGCUAAAUCAUUCACCGCAAAUGCGGAUUCAACCGUUUCAUGAAUACUACAAGGAUGGGAGCAGCAGACAUUUCGAAUUUUCCGUAGGUAUAUAUCUUUAAAUUGAAUCUUUCGACAAAGCUCCAACAUGACACUUCGAAUGAGCGCGCGCUCGGAAAGACUUUACCACGCGUGAAAUAUAAUAUUAAUGAUAUUCAGACUAAUGGGGCGCCCCUGACUUUUGUAAAUCGGUCAGAACUCCCCACAGAUCAGUCAAAUUUGCAAAAAAUCGCUUGUUUCCAUGGAAAUAAGCGUCUAGACCAAUCAGAACACUGGAUUUUGUCCACAAAGUCCACUGGAUUUGGACUUUUUGACUGACCGACUUUGCGUAUGUCAGCUGCUCAUUGACUUGACUAAGCUCGUCGGCUCAGCCACUGUAUGAAAUUUGAUCACUGGACUACAGUUCAAUUGGAUUGUUAAUUGCUAGCGCUGCAUGAUAAUAGAUACUGAACUAUUAUAAAGUGCCACUGCAUGAUAAAAAAUAACUGGACUAUUGGUCGAAUAUUUAAUGCUUUAAUCAGACUUUAAUUAAGUUUGUAAUUUUUACGUUAGUCGCGUGACUGGUUUGACGACCCCUAGAUCCACCCCUGCUGUGAACCUUGCUGUCCUUUCCAUAAUUCUCUUGCAGUAUGCGCUUUGCUUCUUUCUAACCUUCAAUCGAAUGUGGCAAACCCACAAUGUCAUCUCUAGGUUUGUCCUUCACUAAUUCCAAUAGGUAGUGAAACUUGCUGAUCUCUGACAAGGUUGACCCAUCGACCUCCACACUGAAUUGGUUCCAGAAACGGAGCCAAUCCUUAUAAUCCCCAGAAAACGGUGUGAUAGUGUACCCUUUGUAACUUCACAGUUUGUUGUGACUUCUUGGAUGAAGCACCCUCAGUGUUAAUUUCCCCACUUAACUUUUGUAAUUCCAUCUUUUUUUUAACCAUUCUUCCUCCGUUUGUUGUUGCCGUAUCAUGGCCUCCUCCACUUCUUUUUGUGCUGUUCUCUAAACUUGGCUUGUUCAUAAUUCACUCUUCUUUGAUCUUCAAUGUCCCUUUUCAACUUUUUCUCUUGUCCCUUGUUUUGCAGUUCAUCCAACUGUUGCUUACAAUGAUCUCUCUGUUUGCGGAAUUGCGCAAUGCAGUCCUUUUGUUUCGCUGACCAUUCUUUGACAUACUCUAAGUCUUUAUCAUUGUCAACUAAAGUUUGAAGGGCUCCAUCCAUUAAUAAUUCCAACCGCUUUAUUGACUCAUUAAUCUUUUUAUAAGCUAAUACAACAUCAUCCUCACUAUUAGUUUCAGCAAGUUCUUGUGCUUCUGCCAGUUUAUUUUUUUCUAAAGUUACACAUUUCUCGUGUUUUGCUUCGCAAUCCAUGGUUUAACCUGUGGAAACCACCCAAAUUUGUUGUUUGUCCUUGGUUAAUUUAUUGUUUUGUUUUUGAAUACCGUCUAGCGCAAUUUAAAUAAUUUUUGUUACCAUCUAGCGCACUCUAAUUUAAUCCCGUAACCGUGUUUAUUUUAUACCGUAAAUAAUUUGGUUUCUCUUUGCUAUUGUCCCAGUAAAUAUAAAGUAAUUCCUCCCAAUAUUCCGAAAUAACGUUGAAAAUUAACCCCUACGCUUUUAAAUCACCAACCUGUUGCAUUUUGUUGUAUUAUCGAACGUAUUUGCUUGUGUUUAUCGCCGUCACGCCGUAUGCCAUAUCAGUUCUCGAUGAAAAUUCCUUUAAUGUCCUGGCAGGAUCGCCACCUUCAGUGUGGGGAAUCUCCCAGAAACACUGAAUGAUUCGCUUUCUUCAAUACACAUUUUCACUUUAAUAAACACAACUUUACAAACAUAAAUAGAAUGGUUUCCUUCGCCUCAAUAUAAACCUGUAUUGUCAGUCCAACGUGUCCGUAUUUCCGAUUAAUUCCCAAAAUAAUUAACAUAAAUUAUGUUUAAUAUCAACACCAGUCCCAGUUCUUACACAUGCGAAAGGCUAAUUUUUUAGAGAAAAAUGAAUAUUUAAACUAAAGCAAAUUAUCUGAAAUUUUGUACAGUAAUUAAAAACCCAACAAAAUUUUAAUCUAUCAACUCAAAAUAUGAUUAAAGCUUUUAAAUAUCGUGCGCAAGCCAUUUUUAGUUUGUCGAAAAAGACACCCCCCCCCCCCCUGAUUUACAAAAUUUGAGUUCGAGAAAUUGUUUUUAUUAUUCUACAUUAUAAGUACCCAAAGAAACUAUAUAUAUCAAAAACUGGAUACUAAUAGCUGUUUCGCGAAAUUGAGAGCAAUUUAAAAUCUGUUCAGUUUUUCUUUAACACACCCUGUAUAAAGCCCCUGGUCAAUUGUUAGAGUCACUUACUGAAGAAGUUGAUACUGCAUAGUCCUCUAUUUCGUUAGAAGCUGAAGUAAUUACUACUUGGUGACUUUAAAUAUAAAUGUGAACUUUUUAGUUACAAAAAAUGAUGCUUCCAGAGCUCUUAAGAGAAAACUUCUAAGCUUUACCAGCAUGUACAAUCUUGAACAAUUGCAACUUAUUGAUAAACCAACGAGAAUAGCAAAGAACUCAAGUACAUUGAUUGAUCUCCUAUUCUAUAACAAUAAUCAUCGAAUAGUUGGCUCUGGAGUCCUACCAUAGAUAUCUUAUAUACACUAGAUAGCGCAUCUCUUUUAGUAAAAUUGAAGCCAAAAAUUUUCCAGCGGUUACCCCCAUUUGAAUAGAUAGCGGCCAUGUAGGAAGUUCCCACUCGCUAAUAAACGCGUAAAAAACAACAAUAACUUUCAUCAUUUGAACAGUUUAAAAAUCUAUUUGGAAUAGGUUUAACUUAAUCUUUAAGUUCCCUGUUUAAGAAAUAGAAAACAUACGAAUCUUCUCAUUUCAUGGGAAUAUCCUGAGUCUGCAAUCACGGCUUCAAUUUUUGAAUUGCAGAAUAAUUUGAUGCACUAUCUAGUGUAUAUAAGAUAUCUUCUAUGAGUCCUACACGUAAACUUAAGUAACCAUUCUCUCAUCUGCUGUGUUGUUAAAGCGGGUGUACGCAGAGCACCAGGAAGAGUGGUAGAAUACACAUCCUACAAGACUUACUCAAAGCAAUCUUCCCUCGUUGAUCUUGAACAUGUUAAUUUCGAUCUUACUGACGAAGAACAAGUCAUUAAUGUCGCUGUAAGCAGUGGCGUAGCCAGCCCGACAAUUUAGUCCCGCUAUGCAAAUUCAAAAUUAUUAUCAUGCAUUAUUCAUUUCUUUAGAAAUUGAUUGUUCUCACAGUCGAUGAACACGAAAAUAUUUGCAUAGCGGGACUACCUUAUUAUAGGAAAUUAACGAUGCACUUUAUUAACGUAGCCUGCUCGCAGAAAAAUUCGCGUUACUUUAAUUAAUGUUAAUUUAUGUGAUCGUUAAUUUUAAGUAUGUAAUUUUCAUUUAUCGUUAGUUAAAACUACCUAGAUUUGUUUUAUAUAACACUAACUCUUUUAAUAUCAAAAUACAGCAUAUUAACGUAAACUAAAAACAUCAGUGCUCCGCUUAACAUUAAACCUUUGUUGUUGUUGUUGUGUCUAUAUUUUCCGAUUCGCGUUAAUUUAAUUAAUUUGUCAACCAUGGAGAUCAGAUUCGCGUUCAUAUAAUCAUGUUUUAAAAGACCUAGAAGCAAUCCGCGUUAAUUUGAUGUCGCGUUAAUUUAUGUCGCGUUAAUAAAGUGCAUCGUUAAUUUCCUAUAAUAUGGUAAAUCGUCGGGCUGGCUACGCUACUGGCUGUAAGUGAAUGGAAUGAACUGUUCACAAACGUUAUCGAUCUUCAUGUUCUAAUUAAGAAAUUGAGAACAAAGGGAAUUCAAACCCAAUGGCUUACUACUGAUUUAAGCAACGCAAUGCAAGAUCGCGACUAUCACCACCGCAAAGCCGUUAAGUCAAAUUCGCCAUUUCAUUGGAUGAUGUACAAGAAGAUUAAAUCUUACAUCAAUACAAAUGUUAAGAAAUGCAAAGCUGAAUACUACUCGAACCUGAUCAAUACGAAUAAAGGAAACGCUGGUGUUAAACGAUAUCUCGUCCCGAAAGUCUUACUCCUCGUAAUCGUGUAUUGAAGCUAAUGGUGUUUCUCAUACGAUACCGACCCAAAGUCUAUAGCUGAGUCAUUGAAUGAUCAUUUCUCAAGCAUAAUAUCCAAAUUGGUAACUAAGAUAAGAAAUUUGUAUCCAAAUCGGAAUUCUAUCAAGCAACCUAGUCAGUUUAGGGAAAAUGAACUUGUUUUCCAGCCAAUUGAAGAAAGUUAUAUGUAUGGUGUUCUGAACAAUCUUAAAACCAACAAAGCUAUAGGUCUCGACAAAAUCAGCGGGCGCUAGGUUACUUAAAGAUUCUUCCAGUGUUAUAACCCCCAUCUUAACCAAACUUAGGAUUAAUAUUAGUUGAAAGGCAGGUAAAAGGAGGCAGACUCCAUGUGUUCGACACGUUUCAAGAAAAGAUAGUGAUUUCUUUAUCCCAGAUGAUCUAGAUGAAAUUGUUCGCAAUUUCUUUUUAAUUAGUUCCGUGACUAAAGAAGAGUCGACUAUCACAAGGAGUCCUUCUCUUCUUUUAAUCCGCUUUCUAACAAACUAUUCUCAAGUACCUACACUUACAUUCUCUAAUAAAUCUGGAAAACAAGGGGCGCAUGAGACCGCCUAGUUAAUUGGCAGGAAAAAGCGAUCAUAGAGAAAAUGAUAGUAUUUUCGCACUGAAAUGUGUCUUUAUAAACAUGAUACCAGAAAUACCACUGGUCCAGGUAAAGGGUGGGCGUUAGGUCUAACCUUCUCUGAGAUUUCAGCGCCCCUGUGGAAAACACACUAUAAGUUGUUCACCCACAAAUUGUCGUUCACCCACAAGCUUUUUUUCAAUUACUUUCAUUGAUGCAGAUGCUGCUGUUCUGACACCGAAUAAUGGCAGUAAAUGGCUGAUGGCAAAAGAAGAAGUUCAACGUGCAGACAUUGUCUAUGUGGAAAUAAUUGAGCAUCUUUUAAAAACACAUCUUCUUAUGGAACCAAUUUGCACCAUCAUGCACCGAACAUUUUCCAAGUUGCAUCCUUUGUAUCAAUUAUUCUACCCACAUUGCAAAUACCUUGCUGUAACUAACAGUGUCGGGGUUCCUGCUCUCUUUGAUGAAAAUGAAUAUCUUCAUAUUCUCUUCUCUAUUGGUAAUACCGGCUCCAUUAAUCUUCUCAACAAAGGAUACAAAGAAAUGACAUGGGAGGACACAAACUUCGAGGAAAAUCUUAAG